Messenger RNA from Colletotrichum higginsianum IMI 349063, 891 nucleotides. RefSeq names its product IgE-binging protein. The record is from RefSeq and is a predicted model, not a curated record. Lineage: Eukaryota; Fungi; Ascomycota; Sordariomycetes; Glomerellales; Glomerellaceae. The transcript is spliced from 5 exons. Gene Ontology annotation, molecular function: glyoxalase III activity. The coding region runs from base 1 to 891 and encodes 296 amino acids.
AUGGAUGAUAUCGGAAACUCGUACUUGUACAGAGAGAGAAAGUCAGGCUCCGACUCUCAUCCACAACCGACAUCUGGAUCACCUGAAACAACAAUCAGUAACUCUCCUGCUUACCCUCCCCGCCCAAGCGGAGAUCUCACCCGCCAAAUAGGGCACCGUCACUUCCUCAACAUGGCACCUCCCAAGAGAGCACUUAUCGCGGUGACCUCGGCUCACGCCCCCCUAUACCCCAAGGGACAAGAGACAGGCCUCUUCAUCACCGAAGCUUUGCACCCCUUCAACGUCUUCAGAGAGGCCGGCCUCGACGUCGACCUCGUCUCCGAGACGGGCACCUACCAGCCCGACUGGCUAUCCCAGCAGCCAGACUGGCUCCCCGAGAAGGACCGCAAGGUCUGGGAAGACCACUCGAGCGAGUUCCGCUCCAAGCUGGACGCCCUGCUCAAGCCGGGGGACAUCGACCCCGCCAAGUACGGCAUCUUCUUCGCCUCGGCGGGACACGCCUCGUUGAUCGACUACCCCGACGCCAAGGGGCUGCAGUCCAUCGCCUCAAAGAUGUACGCCGACGGCAGCAUCGUGUCAGCAGUCUGCCACGGAGGCGCCAUAUUCCCGGGCAUAAUCGACCCCGCGACGGGUAAGUCCAUCAUCGCCGGCAGGAAGGUCACCGGCUUCACCACGCAGGGCGAGGAGGAAGAAGGCGUCCUCGACACGAUCAAGUCCUGGAACAGGCCGACGAUCGAGUCGUCCGCCGCCUCCGCCGGUGCAACCUAUAUCCCGCCCCCGGGCCCCUGGGACGCUUUCGCGUACACCGACGGACGCAUCGUCACGGGCGCGAACCCGGCCAGCGCGCACGUCACCGCCGAGGCGGCCGUCAAGGCCUUUCAGAAGCUGUGA